CGCGCCAGAACGAAGGCUAGCUCGGCGCCGGAAGUAACCGGCUGCGACGGGAAGCACGCUUUUCUCUGCGGGGAAAGUGAGUGGAUCUGGCGUGAGGGUUCACAUGGCGGCGGCGGCGCCGACCCUCCCGGUGCGCUUCAAAACCAACUAUGCUGUGUCCAGGAAAAUCGAGCCUUUCUAUAAUGGAGGGCGAGUUCAGAUAAGCCAAGAUGGGGAAUAUAUGUUUUGUUCUUGUGGGACCAAAGUUCAUGUACUAUGCAUAGCAACAGGAGCUCUUGUUCACAGUAUUGAACAGGAUGACCAAGAGGAUAUUACAGAUUUUGUUCUCAGCGACGAUGAUGCAAUCCUUGUGACAGCUAGCAAGGCACUGCUGCUGAAGCAGUGGGAGUGGCGAGAGAACACGUGCACCCGCACGUGGAAGGCGAUCCACGUGGCUCCCGUGGCCAGCAUGGCAUUCGACUCAACGUCCACUUUGUUAGUCACAGGUGGCUGUGAUAGCACCAUCAAAAUCUGGGAUGUUAUCAAACAGUACUGCACCCACAACCUGAAGGGCUCAUCAGGGGUUGUUCACCUUGUCAAGUUCCAUCCUGACAUCUCUCGGCUCCAAUUAUUCUCCUCCUCCAUGGACUACAAAAUCCGCAUUUGGGACUUGCAGACCAGCAAGUGUGUUGCCCUCCUUGAUAGCCACUACAGCGCAGUCACCUGCCUGGCUUUCUCUGCAGACAGAGAGACACUCAUCAGCUCCGGUCGUGAUAAAAUCUGUGCCGUGUGGGAUCUGAACACAAGAGCAGUCAAGAGGGUCAUCCCUGUCUAUGAGAGUGUCGAAUCUGUCGUCCUGCUGCCAGAAGGAGUAGAUUUCUCAUCCCUGGGGAUUAAGAAACCAGGCCUUCAUUUCCUCACCGCAGGCAGCAAAGGGAUCCUCCAGGUCUGGGAUGCAUCUGCAGCUGUUUGUAUGUACGGCCAGCCACUGCCCCGCCACCGAGCGGCUUCGGAGGAGGAGGCCGGCGAGCACAGUUUGGUGCACUGCGUGCUGGUGCCAGUGAGAGAAGAGGUCGUCACUGUCAGUGCGGAGCACAACAUUGUCGUCUAUGAUUUCCGCACACUUCAGCUCAGGAAGCAGUUUGCAGGUUACAACGAAGAAGUGUUGGACGUUAAAUUCCUGGGGCCGGGCGAUUCCCAUAUUGUCGUGGCCACCAACAGCCCCCAACUCAAAGUCUUUGAUUUGGCGACAUCUGACUGUCAGAUCUUGUACGGGCACACAGAUACCGUUCUUGCCCUGGAUGUCUUCAAGAAAGGGAAGUUGUUUGUCAGCUGUUCUAAGGACAAAAGCUUCCGACUUUGGCGGAUGAAAAAAACUGGACAGGUUGUCUGUGUAGCCCAAGGAUCAGGACACGCGAAUGGAGUGGGUGCGAUCGCUUGCUCCAGAAUGAAAGAGAGCUUUGUGGUCACGGCCAGCCAAGAUUGCACUAUCAAAGUGUGGAAUCUCCCAGAGUCCCUCUGUGCCAAGGCAAAAGCAGCUGGCCCCGAAAUCCUUCAUGCCCAGCUCACAGAGAAAGUGCAUGACAAGGAUGUUAAUAGUUUGGCCAUUUCCCCCAACGAUAAGCUGAUAGCCACAGGAUCCCAAGACAAGAUGGCCAAGCUGUGGGCCUCGCACAACUGCUCACUCAUGGGGGUCUUCUCUGGACACAAACGGGGGGUCUGGUGUGUGCAGUUCUCGCCUGUGGACCAGGUCUUGGCUACCUCAUCGGCAGAUGGCUCUGUGAAAAUCUGGGGACUUCAGGACUUCAGCUGUUUGAAGACUUUUGAAGGUCACGAUGCCUCCGUCCUCAAGAUCAUCUUUCUGAGCCGAGGAACACAGGUGCUGAGCAGCGGCUCUGAUGGCCUCCUGAAACUCUGGACAAUAAAAACAAACGAGUGCGUGAAGACCAUAGAUGGCCACGAGGACAAGGUCUGGGGGCUGCAUGCCAACAAGCUGGACGAUUUGGUGGUGACGGGAUCCAGUGAUUCUUGCAUUGUCCUGUGGAAGGAUGUCACAGAAAUUGAACUUGAAGAGGAGCAGGCAAAGGAGGAAGAGCUAAUCCUCAAAGACCAGGAGCUGUCGAAUUGGCUGCAUGAGAAACAGUACCUCAAAGCUCUGGGCUUGGCAAUCUCCUUGGACCGGCCGCACACCGUGCUGACGGUAGUGAAGGCUAUCCUCAAGGAGACUGGGGGAAAGGAGGAUUUGGAGAAUAACCUCCUGAAGCUGCGGAAGGACCAGAAAGAGUCUGUACUGAAAUAUGCCGUCAGCUGGAACACAAAUUCACGGAACUGCCACGAGGCUCAGACAGUCCUCCAAACCCUCCUCAAGCACGAAUCGCCAGAGUCUCUCUUGGAGUUUGAAGGGAUCAAAACAGCCGUAGAGUCUCUUCUGCCCUACACAGAGCGCCAUUUCCAGAGGCUGGGCCGCCUGUUGCAGGCCGCCACCUUCCUCGAUUUCAUGUGGCAGAACAUGCGGCUGGCCGAGACCUCCCAACAGGAUGAAGACAUGAGCACGUGACUGGGGUGAGGGUGGGGAGUCAUCGUUUACUCAGGCACCCCUCUGCUAGCUGCCCUGCAAGAUGUGCCUCUGGGUUGGUGUUCUUGCCUGUAGCAAGUUUCUAAAUGCUUCUUUUAUAAAUAAAUGUGUGUGUGUUUUAAAAUAA
Messenger RNA from Sphaerodactylus townsendi, 2681 nucleotides. It is a transcript of the gene TBL3, whose product is annotated as transducin beta like 3. The coding region runs from base 104 to 2536 and encodes 810 amino acids. Gene Ontology annotation, cellular component: 90S preribosome; nucleolus; small-subunit processome. The record is from RefSeq and is a predicted model, not a curated record. The transcript has 22 exons. Gene Ontology annotation, biological process: endonucleolytic cleavage to generate mature 5'-end of SSU-rRNA from (SSU-rRNA, 5.8S rRNA, LSU-rRNA); endonucleolytic cleavage in 5'-ETS of tricistronic rRNA transcript (SSU-rRNA, 5.8S rRNA, LSU-rRNA). NCBI's taxonomy places the organism in Eukaryota, Metazoa, Chordata, Lepidosauria, Squamata, Sphaerodactylidae. Gene Ontology annotation, molecular function: U3 snoRNA binding; protein binding.